Coregonus clupeaformis (lake whitefish) is the source of this 4288-nucleotide messenger RNA. RefSeq names its product diacylglycerol kinase zeta. Gene Ontology annotation, biological process: regulation of synaptic transmission, glutamatergic; intracellular signal transduction; lipid phosphorylation. Gene Ontology annotation, molecular function: ATP-dependent diacylglycerol kinase activity; protein binding. The record is from RefSeq and is a predicted model, not a curated record. Lineage: Eukaryota; Metazoa; Chordata; Actinopteri; Salmoniformes; Salmonidae. Bases 41 to 4288 code for a protein of 1415 amino acids. The transcript has 36 exons. Gene Ontology annotation, cellular component: nucleus.
GAGGGACAGUGAAAAGGGGACCCACAAGCUGUGGGUUGUCAUGGACACCUUUUUCCGCCGGCACUUUAGACUGAAAGGGGCAGAGCAAUGCCAACACAGACGGCCUGGCGUGGCAGUGCCCACAAGCAAGGCUCGCCGGCGCUCCAGUGUAGGACUGCCCUCUGCUGGCCUGGUCCAACGUAGACGCUCUAGUGUGGGACUGCCAUUCACAGGUCCUGUCGGACGCAGAAGGUCCAGUGUAGGCCUGUCGCCGACGGCUCAAGCCCAACGAAGACGCUCCAGUGUUGGCCUGCCGUCUGGUUAUGUGGGACGUAGACGCUCCAGUGAGGGCUUGGCCUGCGCUGCUCACAAGCAACGCAGGCGCUCCAGCGAGGUGCAGGGGUUACCCCAGGUUACCGGUGGGCACUGUUGUCAUGGAGGCGGGCAGCUAGUGAGGACCAGAUACUACAACAGGCGUCGCUCCAGCACCACCGUGGCCUGUGUCAACCCUCGCUUCUCUGUCCGCCGCCGCCAAGCCGCCAAGCUCCGCACCAUCGACACCCACCUGCUGGGGCCCUCCAUGCUGCUGGCCAGCCUGGUCCAGAUGAGUGAGGAGCAGCAGAGGGGGGCGCAGGGCGGAGAGGGGGACAGCUGCAGCACUGAGAGCUGCUCCGAGUCAGAGGGGGACAGCUGCAGUCCGAGAGACUGUAGCACCAGGUCGGAGGGCAGCGGGAGUGAACGAGAGGGGACUGAGACAUCGUCAUCAUCAUCAUCAUCAUAUCCAGAGGGAGAGAGGACGUCUCCAUGGCAGGACUGGAAUCCGGUUCAUAGUAUGGCAGCCUUGACGAUGGAGAGCAUCCAGCCCCGGCCCCUGAUCCGUGCCCCUCGCUGCCUGCGCCGUAACUCCUCCCACCUGCUGCCAGCGGAGGCGGUGCACCGUAGCAGGGCGGCCUACGGUGUGCACGGGCGCUACCGGCGCUCCAGCCUGUUACGGAGGCCCUCCACCAUCUCCAACAGUGCCUUGCCAGGCAGGCUAGUCCCCCCACCCAGACGCAAGAGCUCUAUAGUGGCCCGCCACUUCUCCCCUUCCCUGUAUAGGAACUGUUCCGCCUGCUGGAAACCCAGGGGCCGCAGGGAGUCCCUCAGCCCCCUGCAGGGCACCUACUACGACCCCCGCCUGGAGACUUGGAGUGGGUUCCUCUCGAAGGCCAUCGCUAAAUCGGGUCUACAGCACCUGUCUGCCCAGCCCAGUGCCUCAGCCCUGGCCAAGUUUGACCCAGACAGGGAGAUCCGGAGCAGCUGUGACUGGACCGAGAACGCCCUGUAUGGGGAGCACAUCUGGUUUGAGACCAAUGUCUCUGGGGACUUCUGUUACGUCGGAGAGCAGCACUGCUUCGCCAAGACACUGCAGAAAUCUGUAGCCCGGAAAAAGUGUGCAGCCUGCAAGAUAGUGGUUCACACAAUCUGCAUAGAGCAGCUAGAAAAGUUAUUCGACACCGAGGCUAUGCCCCAUGAAGACAGCCUGCUUAUCGAAGACCCCACCUUUAGAAUAAACUUUAGGUGUAAACCGUCAUUCAGGGAAUCGGGGUCUAGGAAUAUACGAGAGCCAGUCCUCCAAAGACAAGGUGCUCUAAAGUGCCUCAGGCGGAUGGCUAACUGCAUGGCCACCCCUGUCCUGAGCCAGUCCCAGCCAACGGUAGUGCGGCACCAUUGGGUCCACAGGAGGCGCCAGGAUGGGAAGUGUCGGCAGUGCGGGAAGGGUUUCCAGCAGAAGUUUGCCUUUCAUAGCAAAGAGAUUGUGGCCAUCAGCUGUUCGUGGUGUAAACAGGCAUAUCACAACAAGGUGUCAUGCUUCAUGCUGCAGCAGAUCGAGGAGCCCUGCUCCCUGGGUGCUCAUGCCUCUGUCAUCGUACCCCCUACCUGGAUCAUCCGGCUCCGCAGACCUCAGACCUCACUAAAGUCGAGUAAAAAGAAAAAACGGACCUCGUUUAAGCGCAAAUCCAGCAAAAAGGGAUUAGAGGAGGCGCGCUGGAAGCCCUUCAUAGUUAGACCCAUUCCCUCCCAGCUCAUGAAGCCGCUGUUGGUGUUUGUCAACCCAAAGAGUGGGGGAAAUCAGGGAGCCAAGAUUAUCCAGUCGUUCAUGUGGUACCUCAACCCCCGCCAAGUAUUUGACCUGAGUCUGGGAGGGCCCAAGGAUGGGUUAGAAAUGUACCGUAAGGUGCAUAACCUUAGGAUACUGGCAUGCGGAGGUGAUGGCACGGUGGGCUGGAUCCUGUCUGCUCUGGACCAGCUCCAGCUGAACCCCCAGCCUGCAGUAUCCAUCCUGCCUCUGGGGACAGGCAACGACCUGGCCAGGACCCUCAACUGGGGUGGUGGUUACACAGAUGAGCCGGUGUCUAAGAUCCUGUCUCAUGUAGAGGAUGGGAACAUCGUCCAGCUCGACCGGUGGAAUCUAAUAGUGGAGCCCAACCAGGAUGCUGGGGCAGAGGAGAGGGAUGAGCAGCAGACAGACAAGCUCCCCCUCGAUGUCUUCAACAACUACUUCAGCCUCGGCUUCGAUGCACACGUGACACUAGAAUUCCACGAGUCUCGAGAGGCCAACCCUGAGAAAUUCAACAGCCGCUUUAGGAACAAGAUGUUCUAUGCAGGGACGGCCUUCUCAGACUUCCUCAUGGGCAGCUCCAAAGACCUAGCCAAACACAUCAAGGUCGUGUGCGACGGCACUGACCUCACCUCAAAGGUUCAGGAUCUGAAGCUGCAGUGUCUGGUGUUCCUCAACAUUCCCAGAUACUGUGCUGGUACCAUGCCAUGGGGCAACCCAAGCGAGCACCAUGACUUUGAGCCACAACGGCACGACGACGGCUGCAUUGAAGUUAUCGGCUUCACCAUGACCUCUCUGGCAACACUGCAGGUCGGAGGUCAUGGUGAGCGGCUGAACCAGUGCAGAGAGGUGACCCUCACCACCUACAAGUCCAUCCCCAUGCAGGUAGAUGGGGAGCCAUGCAAGCUAGCCCCCUCCACCAUCCGUAUCUCCCUGAGGAACCAAGCCAACAUGGUGCAAAAGGCCAAGAGGAGGACCUCUAUACCGCUGCUCAACGACCAGCAGCCCUUCCCGGAGAGGUUAAGGAUCCGGGUGAACCGUAUUAGCAUGCACGACUAUGAGGCCCUGCAUUACGACAAGGAGAAACUCAAAGAAGCCUCUAUCCCACUGGGCCUCAUCGUUGUCCCGGGAGACAGUGACCUGGAAACAUGCCGCUCCCACAUCGAGAGGCUCCAAGAGGACUUCAUCUCCAUUCAUCCCUCCUUCAAACGACUGGUGCUCCAGGAGGAUGAUGGAGCUAAAUCAAAGACCCUUUCCUCGCAGAAGCUUUCGCCAAAGUGGUGCUUCUUGGACUCCACAACUGCAGAUCGAUUUUACAGAAUUGAUCGUGCUCAGGAACACCUAAACUAUGUGACUGAGAUAUCCCAAGACGAGCUCUUCAUCCUGGACCCGGAGCUGGUCGUCACGGAGACGGUGAGCACCUCACCAGGGAUGCCUGAUCUGGUUGAUUCUUCUGGUGAAUUCGCGGAGGCAUCUCGCAAGUUUGCCUUCCCAUCCUCCUCCUCUUCUCCUCCCCCCUCACCGGGUCCCAGGAUCAUGGACCUCCAGAAGACCACUCAAAGGAAGCGAAUAUCCAGUGACAGUUCGGUGGUGGAGGCACUGGCACACAGCGACUCCCUCAGGUCCAGUAAGCCAGCCCUCACCAGGGCUGGAUGUAUCCAUCGGUCUAACACUACUGCAGCUGAUUUCAACCCAAACUUGAGGGUGGAGAAGAAUACACUGUGCAAUACAGACAAAGUAUCACCAGAAGUGUUGAUUGAAUGUGUGAAGAGCAAGGACCAUCUGAAGCUGAAGGAGCUGCACAAACUGGGAGCUGACCUGUCAGUGCAGGACCACUCAGGAUGCACCCUGCUCCACUAUGCUGUGGACACUGGUAGCAAGGAGACUGUCAAAUACAUCCUGGACAAUGCACCCACAGACAUCCUGGAUGUAACAGAAAAAGAAAAUGGGGAGACAGUGUUGCACAAAGCAGCGUCACUGUGUCAGAGGACUAUCUGUCACUACCUGGUAGAGGCAGGGGCAUCCCUUAUGAAGACAGACUUACAGGGUGACACACCAAAGCAUCGUGCAGAGAAGGCCAAGGAUGCAGAGCUGGCAGCCUACUUGGAGAACCGGCAGCACUACCAGAUGAUCCAGAGAGGACCAGGAGACAGCCGUGUGACUGCCCUCUGCUCCCCUGACCUCCAGCACCACUUCCCUGUCACCUAA